GGGCAAAGUGCAUUUAAUAUAAUCUCCUAUUUAAGCAGGAGUAUUAGUAGUAUUACCAAGAAGGAAAAGAAUGGCGGCAGAUGGAAGUGAGGAAUUUCGGCUGGUAUCUCCCGGUAUAGAUAGUGAGGGAAGGCUGCCGAGAAAGUAUACUGGGGAGGGACAAGGUGCUAGGAAGAACAUUUCACCCCCGCUGGAGUGGUACAAUCUGCCACCGGGGACUCAGAGCUUGGCGCUGGUGGUGCAGGACAUUGACGCGUCGGACCCCGAUGGACCCAUCGUCCCCUGGGCUCACUGGGUCGUCAUAAACAUACCUCCCACCAUUAAGGGCUUGCCCGAAGGAUUUUCGGGGAAAGAAAAGGAGGAGGAGACGGCCGCCGGUGACUAUGCUGGGAUCAAAGAAGGUCACAAUGACUGGAAAGUCCCUGGAUGGCGUGGCCCCGUCUUGCCAAAUCAUGGACAUCGCUUCGAAUUCAAGCUCUAUGCCUUGGACGAUCAGCUGCAUCUCGGGAACAAGGUGACGAAGGAGAAGGUGAUGGAAGCAAUCGAAGGGCACGUUCUCGGCGAGGCAGUUCUGAUGGCCAAUUUCUGAACGAACGAUUCAGAAAUUUGUAGAAUCGGGAAAUGUAAAACUAGAAAGAAAAUCUAUCAAUGUGAAGUUGUUAAGAGUCUUUAUGAAUGCCUUUCAAUAAAGUUUUUUUUUU
Coffea eugenioides is the source of this 701-nucleotide messenger RNA. Its product is annotated as UPF0098 protein CPn_0877/CP_0992/CPj0877/CpB0906. Lineage: Eukaryota; Viridiplantae; Streptophyta; Magnoliopsida; Gentianales; Rubiaceae. Bases 71 to 589 code for a protein of 172 amino acids. The record is from RefSeq and is a predicted model, not a curated record. The transcript is spliced from 2 exons.